This is a messenger RNA of Rhinichthys klamathensis goyatoka, 2884 nucleotides long. RefSeq names its product anoctamin 5a (gene ano5a). Gene Ontology annotation, molecular function: chloride channel activity; protein dimerization activity. The transcript has 20 exons. Gene Ontology annotation, cellular component: plasma membrane. The record is from RefSeq and is a predicted model, not a curated record. Gene Ontology annotation, biological process: chloride transmembrane transport. Lineage: Eukaryota; Metazoa; Chordata; Actinopteri; Cypriniformes; Leuciscidae. The coding region runs from base 126 to 2867 and encodes 913 amino acids.
AACGGUCAUUCCUCGGGCAGAGCUGAGGUCGGAUCACGGGGCGUGGGCUCACACGGAGCCCUGGCGGAAAGAUCUGUGAUUUAUAUCAGAUUCACAUUUAGAAUACACCAGGACACUUAAUAAAAAUGAAUCGCGGAUCGGGAAAGUCGAGUGAUGAGACGCUUAUAGAAAUGAACCGAACUGCUUGGUCCAGCGGCGAAGAAAACAACGGCUUCCAUACCAGUUCGGAUAAGGAGUCGUUUCAACUUGAAAAUGCUGCGGUGGAUAAGCAGAAGCAGAGUAAGGAUUCUGUGUACUUCAGAGAUGGCGUACGGAGGAUAGAUUUUGUUCUGUCUUACAUCGAUGACAAGGAUGGAGAAAAGAAACAGGAUCGAAGGAAGGAGUUUGAGGCUAACUUACAGAAAGCCGGACUUGACCUGGAGACUGAGGACAAAUCUGAGUCGGAAGAUGGAAAGACAUACUUCCUGAAGAUCCACGUACCAUGGGAAGUGCUGGCAACAUAUGCAGAUGUUCUGAAAAUCAAAGUGCCUUUUAAAGCCAAUGAUAUUCCAGCUAAAAAAGAGGUGCCCAUGGGCUGGCUCUUCACGCCCUACCGUCUGCCUGAUCAUGUGAUGAACCCUGAGCCGGAUUACUUCACCUACACGUUUGACAAGAGCAAGAUUGACUUCUUCCUCAUCGAAGAUAAAGAAACCUUCUUUCCUCCGUCCACGAGGAACAGGAUUGUAUAUUACAUCCUUUCCCGAAUUCCAUACAGUAAAGAUGACAAGGACAAGAAGGGCAUUAAGAGGCUUCUGAACAACGGGACCUACACAUCUGGCUUCCCUCUGCAUGACUCUAGGUACUGGACCAAGUCUCGUGAUUCUAACUGUGAGAGCGAGCGCUAUUCCCUGUAUAAACACUGGGCCCGUUUCAGCCGCUUUUACAAGGAGCAGCCGCUCAACCUCAUACGGAAGUACUAUGGAGAGAAGAUCGGCAUCUACUUCGCUUGGCUGGGUUUCUACACAGAGAUGCUGUCUUAUGCCGCAGUUGUUGGUCUGCUCUGUUUCAUCUAUGGCGUGGCCACCUUUGACAACAACGUCUGGAGUAAAGAGAUCUGCAACGAGACCAUUGGUGGGCAGAUUGUCAUGUGUCCUCUCUGUGAUAAGAAAUGCGGCUACUGGAAGCUCAGCACAACCUGCAGCUCUUCGUGGCAAUCGUAUCUGUUUGACAACACAGCCACGGUGUUCUUUGCAAUAUUCAUGGGAAUAUGGGUGACUCUGUUCCUGGAGUUCUGGAAGCGGCGUCAGGCCCGACUGGAGUACGAGUGGGAUCUGGUUGACUUUGAGGAAGAGCAACAACAGCUGCAGCUUAGACCCGAAUACGAGAUCAAGUGCACCAGCCGACGGCUCAACACUGUUACACAAGAGAUGGAGCCCUAUUUACCUCUAACAAGCAAGUGUGCUCGCUCAAUGCUGUCUGGGGCCACCGUCCUCUUCUGGAUCUCUCUGAUUAUCGCCAGUAUAAUCGGUGUGAUAGCGUACCGUCUGGCAGUGUUUGCGGCGUUUGCCAGCAUCAUGAAGGACAGCCCAACCAAUAAGCUGGAUGUGGUUGGAAGCCUCAUCACACCCCAGUUUGCCACGUCCGUAACUGCUUCCUGCAUCAACUUCGUCAUCAUCAUGAUCCUGAACUUCCUGUAUGAGCGCGUAGCCAUCAAGAUCACUGAUAUGGAGGUUCCCAAAACCCAUGUGGAGUACGAGAACAAGCUAACAGUGAAGAUGUUCCUCUUCCAGUUUGUCAACUACUAUUCCUCAUGUUUUUACGUCGCCUUUUUCAAGGGCAAAUUUGUGGGUUACCCUGGCAACUAUGCCUACAUGUUCGGCAAAUGGAGUGGGUUGAGAAAUGAAGAGUGCGAGCCAGGCGGCUGUUUGAUUGAGUUAACCACUCAGUUAGUGAUAGUGAUGGUGGGUAAACAGGUUUGGGGGAACAUACAGGAAGCGCUCGUCCCUUGGUUGCGUAACUGGUGGGUGAGCAGAAGUGCUCGUAAUCAUCCAGAGAGCCUGUACAGCCGCUGGGAGCAGGAUCAUGACCUCCAGACCUUCAGUCAGCUCGGCCUGUUCUACGAGUACCUGGAGAUGGUUAUCCAGUUUGGCUUCAUCACCCUGUUUGUGGCCUCUUUCCCGCUGGCUCCUCUGCUGGCUCUGAUGAAUAAUAUCUUGGAAGUGCGAGUGGAUGCCUGGAAGUUCACUACUCAGUUUCGCAGGCCCGUGGCAGCAAAAGCACACAGCAUUGGGGCAUGGGAGGAGAUCCUCAACAUGAUCGCUGUUUUCUCAGUGGUCACCAAUGCUUUCAUUGUCUCAUUCACGUCUGACAUGAUCCCUCGGCUGGUGUAUCUGUAUGCGUAUCACCCGGGCACUGAGAUCACUAUGGAAGGAUACAUCAACAACAGCCUUUCAGUCUUCAACAUCUCCGGGAUUCCCAUUGAAAACCGCCCAGAGGACGGCGAGAACCCAGAUUGGUACGACAGCACCAACAUCACCACCUGCAGGUACCGUGACUACCGCUACCCUUCAGGACACGAGAGACAGUACAGUCAUACUAUGCAGUUCUGGCAUAUUCUAGCUGCCAAAUUAGCGUUUAUCAUCAUUAUGGAGCAUGUGGUGUUUGUGGUGAAGUUCUUUGUGGCGUGGUUGAUCCCCGACGUGCCGUCAGACGUGAAGGCUCGUGUAAAGCGUGAGCGCUACCUCAUCCAGGAGUACCUGCACGACUAUGAGCUGGAAAAGCUCAAAAUCCAGCUUAGCCGGAACGGCCAGAGCAUUGACCAGUGCACGUGUCCGACCACAGCCUCCACGCCUCUGAAAGUCGAGAUGUUAUCAGACUGUCUGACCUAACACUGGCCGAUCUGACU